Messenger RNA from Trematosphaeria pertusa, 3081 nucleotides. Its product is annotated as glycoside hydrolase family 3 protein. Gene Ontology annotation, molecular function: hydrolase activity, hydrolyzing O-glycosyl compounds; acyltransferase activity, transferring groups other than amino-acyl groups. The transcript is spliced from 5 exons. The record is from RefSeq and is a predicted model, not a curated record. Gene Ontology annotation, biological process: peptidoglycan turnover; carbohydrate metabolic process. The coding region runs from base 103 to 2907 and encodes 934 amino acids. NCBI's taxonomy places the organism in Eukaryota, Fungi, Ascomycota, Dothideomycetes, Pleosporales, Trematosphaeriaceae.
CUCACAGUUAACAAGCCGCGCCGGGUCACGUUCAAGCCUCAACUGCCCCAUCGCUGAGUCGGUCCGCGUCGACACGCCUACGCGACAGGCACUGUCGUCAUCAUGGCCGGCAAUGGCAAGCCCCAUCAGCUGGAUCCCGUAUGGGAUGAUCUCGAUAGGACUAUGGGCCAACUGUUCAUGAUGGGCUUCGAUGGGACCGCCGUCACGCCGCACAUAAAAGAACUCAUCGAAAAGCGGCAUCUGGGCUGUAUUCUGCUAACUGCCAAGAACCUGAAAUCCGCCGAGGACACUACCAAGCUGUGCUAUGAACUCCAGAAAAUCGCCCACGAUGCCGGCCACCCAGUCCCGCUGGCCAUCGGCAUCGACCAGGAGAACGGAGGGGUCAAUAGCCUCUUCGACGAGAUCUAUAUUCGCCAAUAUCCAAGCAGCAUGGGCAUUGCCGCUGCAGGUUCUACAGACCUCGCGUUCGAGGUGGCCAAAGCAACCGCUCAAGAGAUAUCGGCCUGCGGAAUCAACUGGAUAUUCGGCCCGUGCUUGGACGUACUCACGAAUGCUCGAAACCAGCCGCUGGGAGUUAGAACGGCGGGCGACGACCCUCAAGAAGUCUCCGCGUACGGUGUCGCCUUCAUGAGAGGCUACAAGGAAGCCGGUGUUGUUACUCUGGGAAAGCACUUUCCGUCCUAUGGCAACCUGGAGUUCCUUGGCUCGACCUUGGAUGUUCCCAUCAUCACAGAAUCUCUGGAGCAGCUGAGCCUGAGCGCUCUGAUCCCGUUCCGAAACGCUAUUCGCCAAGGGCUUGAUUCGAUGAUGGUCGGUGGCUGCGCCAUGUCAUCGGCCGGUCUCAACGCCAUGCAUGCCUGCUUAUCAGAGCAGGUUGUUGACGGAUUACUGCGCACCGACUUGAAUUUCGAUGGCGUGGUCGUCUCCGAGUGCCUAGAGAUGGACGCCCUCAGCCACAACAUCGGCGUCGGUGGCGGCACCGUCAUGGCUGUCAAUGCUGGCUGCGAUGUCGUGCUGCUAUGUCGGUCGUUUUCAGUCCAGCUGGAAGCCUUGAAGGGACUCAAGACUGGAAUCGAGAAUGCCAUGAUCUCCAAGGAAAGGAUCUACAACUCUCUUCGCCGGGUACUGAAUAUGAAGUCAAAAUGCACGUCGUGGGAGAAGGCGCUACAUCCACCCGGUAUCAGCUUCUUGGAGACCAUACAGCCUUCACAUUCCGCUCUCUCGACCAAGGCAUACAACGGCUCCAUCACCGUGGUUCGCGACAAGAACCGUCUCCUGCCGCUCACCAACAUUGUUGAUAGUGAGGAAGAGCUGCUGCUACUAACGCCAUUGGUGAAGCCGUUGGCCGCCUCUGCCGCUUCCCGGGCACUGUCCGACUCUGCCGCUAAUGCGUCGCCAGAGCCUGCAGCUUGGGAGCGGAGUGCAUCUGUGAUGAGCGGAGAGCGGGUUUUCAGAGAACUUGGGAGAUCUCUGGCAAGACAGCGCAACGGACGGGUGCUGCACACGUCUUACACAGCCAAUGGGGUCCGUCCAGUGCACGAGAACCUGAUCAAUAGGGCAAGCGCUAUCAUCAUCAUCACGGCAGACGCCAAUCGCAAUCUCUAUCAGCACGGCUUUACGAAGCAUGUCUCUAUGAUCUGCAACAUGCAAUACACCACCGGUGGCGAGAGGCGCGAAAAACCACUGAUCGUUGUCGCAGUCAGCUCGCCGUAUGACUUCGCCAUGGACUCAUCGAUAGGCACCUACAUCUGCACCUACGACUUUACAGAGACAGCUCUAAACUCGCUGGUCAAGGUCCUUUAUGGAGAGCUUGCACCUACCGGAAGCCUGCCGGGAACGAUCAGCAAGAGCCAGAAGCUUCACCAUUCGAGACAACAUUGGCUGGUGGAGACGUUCAACGAGGAGCGAGACUCGAACGCGCUGGAUACCCUCAUCACGGCGGUCAUGGACGGCACCCCGCCAAACCAACGCUCAGAGCUGUCCAGCGCGACGUCGAAUUCCUUCAUCCUGCACCAUCCGGAGGUGGAAGAAUCUCACUUUGUUGUUCGCAACAGUAGCACACAAGCACUCUACGGCUUCUGCUCGACGUACUUCUUCAAAUCGACUGGCACAGGCGUUAUCGGCGCCCUAUUCGUGGACCCCGCGCGAAGGAAGUUAUCCAUUGGCCACUCUCUUCACAACCGAGCCAUUCGGACGCUCUUGCAGAAGGAUGGCAUCAAACGGUUCCAGUUGGGCUCGCGCCUACCGAGCAUAUUCCUAGGUAUCCCAACAGGCCACGGUGCCGAGCGGAAACGGCUGCGCUCGUGGUUUGCUAAUCUCGGGUGGAACGCUGCACUCUCUCGUCCAGUGUGCAACAUGGUGGCGCGCAAUCUGCAAAUAUGGUCACCACCGGAGGGAAUGGCAAAGAGCCUGGCUGGCGCUGGCUCUCAAUUCGACCUCGUAUACGGAUGGGACUAUGCGGGCCCGAUUCUCGAUCACAUCAAAACGAGUAAUCGACAGGGCUUGGCGGAGGUGUACAAGCUUGCGCUCUCGGACCCGUCGGCUUGUGGGAUAAUCCGGGCGAAACGGCCCGAGGACGGGGCGCUCGUGGGUACGGUCGUCCUGUACAAUAGCCACUCGCGCCUUUCGGAGUUUAUUCCCCCAUUGAAGGAUCUGAAGGAGGCUGCUGGCGGGAUCUCGUCGCCGGUCAUCUCUCCCGGCGUAGGAGAAUACUCGACGCUGCUCCAGGGACUGGUGCUGCUCGGAAUGCGGCAGAUCAAGGCGCAGGGGUGCAACGCCUGUUUGCUCGACUACAUGGAUGGCGAUGGCAAUUUUGACGGCUUCUCGGCCAUGGGAUUCGAGGUGCUGCACAAUUUUGAGGAGGUCAGCUGCGAUGCGGCGACCUGGACUAUGAUCCCACCCUCUUGAUUGGAAUUGGUAAACGGGCUGGCGCAAUAGGAAUUCAAUGUUGUACGAUGACACUAAUGAGAGAAAAUAUGUGGGGGAGAGGGGGGGGGGAUUUCUGGAUACCCUGGCGCUAGGGGUCAAGGUCCUGUAGUACUACUGCCUCGAUGGGGACAUGUUGCGAUAGUCGCAAUGAGC